CAUCCUUGGGAGAUGUCUUGCAGCGAUGGCGCGCGCCCAACCCGUAAAUUCGGCACAAAGUCGCCGAAGAAACUGUGCGUGACAAAGAGCGAAAACGGCGACAAAACCACAACGACGAUCAGCUGCUCCAGUCAUCGUCACAAUCACUAUCAUCACAGCCAUCAUCGUUUCCUGGACGGCUCGCAGCCGUCGGUGCACAAGCGCAAUCUCUACAUCGUCUCCUUCCCGCUGAUACUGCUGUUCAACGUUCUGCGCACUCUGCUUUAUCAGUUGUUUGUGGUGUUCAAAUACCUCUACACCUCUACGUCUCAACUGAUUCAGCGCAGACAGGCGUCCAAACAGGCCUGUCAACUAGAGAUUGUUGUGGGACAAAAGUCUGAUGAUCGUUUGAUCAACGGUAAUCGAAUAGAAAGCGAGGUCAUGUCGCAAGUGCCUAGACGCCCCAUCGGACCAGGUCCUGGGGAUCCGUUGCUAGCCAAACAGAAGCAUCAUCACCGUAGAGCGUUUGAAUUUAUUAGCAAAGCACUCAAGAUUGACGAAGAUAACGAAGGCCAAAAAGAAAUGGCGAUAGAAUUGUACAAAAAGGGAAUUGGAGAAUUGGAGAAGGGCAUAGCUGUGGAAUGCACCGGUGGACACGGCGAAGUAUGGGAGCACGCGCAAAGACUUCACGACAAAAUGUGUACGAAUUUGGCAAUGGCAAAAGACAGGCUCGAUUUUCUUGCGAGUGUGCGUGAGCUGAGAAAGCUGGGUAUCAACAGUAAUACCAACAAUCGCACAUCUGGAAAUAAAACGGACGGUGACCAUCCGGGAAAGCAUCUGAGGGCUCGCCGCAACAUGCACACAUUUCAAACUGCUCGAACUUCACCUACCAUUAGUCAUAAUAAGAACACAAAUAAUAUACACACGACAGUUAACGCCGGACAGACUAUGUGUACCCAGAUUCCCAAGUUAAGGCCACGUUCACCAAAAAACUAUUUCGCUCAUACUAUUGAAGCAUCUGGUAGGAAAUUAUCGGUUCCUGCCAAGCGAAUAACAGGAACACCUUUAAGUAAGAGCCAGACAUUGCCUCGAAGUAUGGGCAGAUCGACUCCCAUUCAACCUUGCCAUAGGACUAUGCCUAUCAAACCGUCCUCUACCCCACCUUCUGUGAAAAGACAACUGUCUGUACCCGGCAACGGUUCACCUAUAAGACGUCCCGGAACACCGACCACUUCGAACAGUAACAGAAGCACGCCAACCAGAAAAGUACCCAUUUUAAAGGGCGUGGAUCCAAAACUUGCGCAAGUAAUUCUCGAUGAGAUUUUGGAAGGAGGAGCACCAGUGCAAUGGGAAGACAUCGCUGGUCAAGAAACCGCGAAGCAGGCUUUACAAGAAAUGGUAAUUCUACCGUCGCUACGACCUGAACUAUUUACAGGUCUGCGAACACCUGCGAGAGGAUUGCUAUUGUUUGGACCACCGGGAAACGGAAAGACAUUGCUGGCGCGUGCCGUUGCGACUCAAUGUAACGCAACAUUUUUUUCGAUCUCUGCCGCUAGUCUCACAUCAAAAUACGUUGGAGAGGGUGAGAAGUUAGUGAGGGCUUUGUUCGCUAUCGCGCGGGAGUUUCAACCCUCUGUUAUUUUCAUCGACGAAGUAGAUUCAUUAUUGAGCGAACGUAAGGAUAACGAACAUGAAGCUUCGAGGAGACUAAAAACAGAAUUCUUAGUCGAGUUUGAUGGUUUACCAUGCAAUCCAGAAGAAAGAGUGCUCGUUAUGGCUGCUACAAAUAGACCGCAAGAAUUAGAUGAGGCUGCAUUAAGGCGAUUCACGAAACGUGUGUAUGUCACGUUGCCUGACUUGCAAACGAGGAAUGCGUUACUCCGAAGGCUCUUGGCCAAACACAAUGAUCCAUUGACGCCCGAAGAGUUGAAUGAGAUGGCAGUUUUAACGGAAGGAUACUCGGGAAGUGAUUUAACUGGAUUAGCUAAAGACGCAGCACUUGGGCCUAUCAGAGAAUUGAAUCCAGAUCAAGUGAAGGAAUUGGACCUCAAUUCCGUUCGUAAUAUUACAAUGCAAGAUUUCCGUGACUCCUUAAAGAGAAUUCGCAGAUCCGUUUCACCGGCAAGUUUAGCUGCCUAUGAAAAAUGGAACUUUGAAUACGGAGAUGUAAGUCUUUGAUUUGAGAUAAGCCGCUCCAACAAGAGACUCCAGGAAAAAUCACAUUUCAAUGAUUUGAAUUUAAUCUGUAAAACAGAAUUAGAAACGCGUCCCAAAGUUUCGAAACCAUGUAAAGAGUCAUAUAAUACUGUGUAUAUCGACGAAUAGUUCUUGUGUUUUUAUGCUAUUUUACGAACAAUAUUGAUGUUUACAAAAAGACGGCAGUGAAAAGUUAAACAAGAUUUUGUCCUUAAAAUCGUUACGACGUGCUUUCGUCUU
Messenger RNA from Wasmannia auropunctata (little fire ant), 2415 nucleotides. RefSeq names its product spastin (gene spas). Lineage: Eukaryota; Metazoa; Arthropoda; Insecta; Hymenoptera; Formicidae. The record is from RefSeq and is a predicted model, not a curated record. Bases 13 to 2157 code for a protein of 714 amino acids. Gene Ontology annotation, molecular function: microtubule severing ATPase activity; ATP binding; ATP hydrolysis activity. The transcript has 7 exons. Gene Ontology annotation, cellular component: microtubule cytoskeleton.